This is a messenger RNA of Spodoptera exigua (beet armyworm), 2278 nucleotides long. The record is from the annotation of a GenBank genome assembly. NCBI's taxonomy places the organism in Eukaryota, Metazoa, Arthropoda, Insecta, Lepidoptera, Noctuidae.
CACACCAAACCGAAACCAUAUAGCAAUAGCCAACUUUAAGAAAACUAAAAAUGGCUGACUGUGGUUUUGGUUGUAAAACUAUCGUUGCUUGAGAAUUUUUACUGUUUUUGUGUAUUCAGUUGUGAUUGUCAAUAAAGUAUUCGACUGUAGGUAUGUCCGUAAUAUUUUACAGAUUAUUUGUUAAUACACUGAGACAAAAUCUGCCGAGACAUCCCAUUAAAUCAGUACUACAUGUGCGGUCUAUAUCAGCAAUGGACGUUGCUACUGUAGAAAAAGUAGCAGAUGAAAACCAAAAAGAAUCUCAAGAACUAGUACUCAAUAAAAAUUUGACAAGGUUCAAAAAACGAUUCAUGAAGAGACAAUGGGAAGAUCCAGAUCCAAACAAAAAUGAGAAUGGUGAAUCGGACGAGAAGAAACUUUGUGAAAGACCAGUAGAAAGGAUCAAAAGAAAGAAAAUGGCACUUGUUUUGGGAUACUGUGGUGUGGAUUAUUAUGGCAUGCAACGUAAUCCUGGUGUAAGAACAAUAGAGGAAGAUUUAUUGAAAGCACUAAUGGAAGCUAAAUAUAUAACUGAAGACGAUUUUAACAAUCAGCAGAAUACACAGUUUCAACGAAGUUCUAGGACGGACAAGGGUGUGUCCGCUGCCAGACAGGUUGUGUCACUGAAACUACCUCUUGAGGUAGAUAUAAAUGAAAUAAAUAAAAGACUGCCGGAUUGUAUCAAAGUAUUUGGUAUAAAGAGAGUGACAAACAAAUUUAACUCAAAAUCUAAGUGCAAUGCGAGAACAUAUAGCUACACUGUUCCCACUUAUGUGUUUGAGCCUAGUUUAAUCACUGAUGAAGAGAGAAAGCAAUACAGAAUAACAGAAGAUAAAAAAGAACAAGUGAAAAAGGUGCUAGAAGUUUACAAGGGAACUAAAAGUUAUCACAAUUUUACUGAAAAGAAACAUCACCAAGAUCCUUCAUCGCUAAGGUAUAUGAUGGGCUUCACAUUAGACAGAGUAUUCGUUGAUUCAGGAAUGGAAUUCGCUGUUCUCUUAGUAAAGGGUCAAAGCUUCAUGCUGCACCAGAUACGAAAGAUGGUUGGUCUGGCGAUAGCUGUGCUUCGUGGCCACACUGACAAUUCUAUACUUGAGAAAGCAUUUGGCAAGGAAAAGGUUAUGAUACCAACCGCACCUGGUCUUGGGCUUGUCCUUGAUACGGUUCAUUACGACAGAUAUGACAACAAAUUCAAAGGCAGCCAUGAUAGUUUAACUUGGACAUCUGAAGAGGAAGAAAUACAGAAGUUUAAGCAUGAACACAUAUACCCUGUAAUCGUUAAGGGAGAGGUAGAGAACAACUCUAUAGCCUUGUGGCUUGAGAAACUGAGUAAUCAUUCAUAUGAACCAUCGGAAGAUGUUCCAGAGAAAAUUGAUGAGAAAGAACUAGCGGCCGGCGAUGAUGAUGAUGAUUUCGAUGAUGUAGCCGAAGAUGAAGGUGAUGAUGAGAAGAGUGAGAGUAAAAACGGUAAUAGUAGUUUGAUCACAGCCGAGAAAAGUCACACAGAUAGUGGUAACACUGAAAAACGUGAAAUCCCAUGAAUAGUUUUUAGACAACCAUGUAUAUAAGAAAUGAAAAGAGAUGAAAGAAAACUUAAGACAACUUUUUUACCAGUGAUUGACCAUUCUUUAAUGUGAUAAAACAUUUAUCUUGAUGUUCAUGUGUGGAAUGAAUAGUAAGUCUCUUUUUGAUUUCAUAGUAAGUUUAUACAAUUGUAAUAUUAAGCAGAAUUAAGGAUGUAACAUUUAUAUAAUAGUGUUGUAUUGUUAAUUAGUUUACCAGGAUGGCAAUUAAUUAUAAAUGGCUGAGCCAUGUAGGAAUAUAAAAAAAAAAUUGUUUCAAUUGUUAUGCCCAUGUCAAUUGACCUUACAUUUACAUAAGUUGGCACAGAUGGUUGGGUAACUGGCGUGUAACGUCAACAAUAUCUACUUAUUUCUGAAAUUCUUUGAAGUAUGUAGUCAGAUACUCCAAAGAAUUUCAGAAAUAAGUAUUUAAAUAGUAAUGAGUAUUUAUUUACAUAAUAAAUACCUUUUUUACUCGUAAGUACAAAUUUUCAGUUAUUUGUUAAAUUUUUUUAAUUUUUAAUUAUUUUUGCAACUGGGUAGUUUCCUAGGUCAACAAUAAAUGUAUUCGAUGUUUCAAUACAAUCAACUAUUGAAAAAUAACUAUACUUUUAUUCAUCGAUCGAUCGACACACUAAGUUUUAGAUAUUUUUUGGUAAUUUUUAAGAAAUAAGUAC